Molecule: messenger RNA, 1404 nt
Organism: Paramecium pentaurelia
Lineage: Eukaryota; Ciliophora; Oligohymenophorea; Peniculida; Parameciidae
Source: the annotation of a GenBank genome assembly
AUGCAGAGCUAUUCCUUUGACUAUAUAUUAGAUUAAUUUAUUGGUUUUGGAAAAUAUCAACUACAAACAUUUGCUAAUAGUUGUGCCCUGUCUUGCAAUUUUGGAAAUUUGGCUUUGUUACUUAGUUUACUCUUAAAAUUAUAUAAAUAAGAAUUAGAUAUCACUAUGAAUAAAGUAAUUUUAUUGGCAGUGGUUCAUAGAAUUGGAAGUGCAUUAGCAGGUAUUUUCGUAAUGAAAUUUAAUAAUAUUUUGGGAAGAAUAAAAAUUAUAAAAUAUUCUUUAAUAGUAUUGGCACUUGCUUAAUUAUCUGCAUCAAUUGCUGAAAAAUAUUUCAUAAUUUUGUUUGUAUUUAUAUUCUAAGGAUUUAUGCAUGGAAUAUGUGCAUAAUAUAGUUAAUUAUUAACAAUAGAAGUGAUUCCUAGAAAUAAUAGAGGAUAAAUGGCUGCUUUGGUUAAUCUUUUUCAUGGAAUAGGAAGUGGUUAUCCAAUAUUAUUAUGGUAUCUUUUUUGUGAAGAUUAUGAAAAUGGGAAUCAUAAUGCCAUCCAUUUUUGUAAUGCUUUACUAACAAUUUCUAUUUACUAUUAUCUUAAGAAAUAUGGAAGAGAUAAUCCUAGAUAUUAUUUAUCUAUGGGAAGAUUUAGUGAAUGUUUUUAUGAAAUUGAUCACAUAUUGAAGGAAAAUUAAUGUGCCUAUUUUGAUAAACUAAACAAUCAAUAAAAAGAUGCUUUGAUUCUAUGGUAUGCAGAAAACUUUUCUGAAACAAAAUAAAAAAAGUCAUAAAUAUCUACUCUCUUUACAAAGAAUAAUAUUAGAAUAACUAUUUAUGUAAUUUCAAUCUAAAUUAUUUAUUAUGCUGCAACAUCAAUAUAAUAAUACUUAUUACCUUUUAUAUAUCAUGAUAAGUAAAAGGGAUUCGAAUCAUUAUUUUUUUAACAAGUAGGUAUCAUUCCUGCAGUGUUUAUUUAAUCAUUUUUUAUUGAUAGUCCUACUUUUGGUAGAGCUAAAUCUGGUAUGAUUAUUUCAAUUUUAUUAUGCAUUACUUAUUUGUUGAUUUUCUAUUAAUAGGAUACAUAUAUAUCAUAAUAAGUUUUAGUUAGAUUUCUAUUAGAAAUUUAAUUUACAGUAAUGUAAAUUAUGAUCAAUGAGUCAUUCAAUAGUAAUCUUCGAGCAUUAGGAUUAAGUUUUUCAUAUGUAAUAGCUAAAAUAUCUUAAUUGCUUUCCCCUGUAAUUAUUUUUAAAUUAUAUGAAACUCAAAUAUUUCUGCCAUUUUUAUUUUGUGGAUGUUUAUUUCUAGUUAAUGGAAUACUUUAUGCAACAUUCCCAAGAGAAAGAACAAAAAAGGCAUUAGAUUUAGAUUUAUCUGAAAGUCUAAGUUAAAGCAAAAGGAGUGAUAGUGAGUAUUGA